Thalassophryne amazonica is the source of this 1887-nucleotide messenger RNA. RefSeq names its product polymerase (DNA directed), beta (gene polb). The coding region runs from base 143 to 1153 and encodes 336 amino acids. Gene Ontology annotation, molecular function: DNA-directed DNA polymerase activity; DNA binding. The transcript is spliced from 15 exons. Gene Ontology annotation, cellular component: nucleus. NCBI's taxonomy places the organism in Eukaryota, Metazoa, Chordata, Actinopteri, Batrachoidiformes, Batrachoididae. Gene Ontology annotation, biological process: double-strand break repair via nonhomologous end joining. The record is from RefSeq and is a predicted model, not a curated record.
UACAUUUUUACACAUUGGUUAUUGUUCUUGCUGAGCUAGCUAAUGAGGCUACCUGAUACUAAAAAAAUCUGGUAAUUGUUUAUACACGCACAUAGGACCUUUUGCUUCUCCGAACCUCAUUUGACAAUUUGCUACAUCAACAAUGAGCAAGAGGAAAGCGCCACAGGAGUCCUUAAAUGAGGGAAUUACAGAUUUUCUCGUUGAGUUGGCAAAUUACGAGAAAAACGUCAAUCGUGCAAUACACAAAUACAAUGCCUACAGAAAAGCAGCAUCUACCAUUGCCAAGUACCCUCAUAAGAUCAAAAGUGGUGAAGAGGCCAAAAAACUGGAUGGAGUUGGAGCUAAAAUUGCAGAAAAAAUUGAUGAAUUCUUACAAACUGGAAAGCUACGGAAGCUAGAAAAGAUUCGUAGCGACGACACCAGCUCUUCCAUCAACUUCCUCACCAGGGUUACUGGAAUUGGACCUGCUGCUGCCAGAAAGUUAUUUGACGAAGGGGUGAAGACGCUGGAAGAUUUGAAAAAGAUUGAGCACAAGCUAAACCACCAUCAACAGAUUGGACUGAAGUACUUUGAGGAAUUUGAGAAAAGGAUUCCACGAGCAGAAAUGGAAAAUAUGGAGACUCUGAUUCUUGGAGAAUUGAAGAAAGUCGACACAGAAUAUAUUGGAACAAUCUGUGGAAGCUACAGGAGAGGUGCUGCAUCCAGUGGUGAUAUUGAUAUUUUGCUGACGCACCCAAACUUCACUUCUCAGACUGAGAAGCAACCCAAGCUCCUCCAUAAAGUGGUCGACCAUUUGGAGUCCAUUGGUUUUGUGACAGACACCCUGUCCAAAGGAGAUACUAAGUUCAUGGGUGUCUGCCAGCUGAAGCAGAACGAUGAAGAUGAAGACUACCACCUCCACAGACGAAUUGAUAUUCGGCUAAUUCCUAAGGACCAGUACUACUGUGGUGUUCUGUAUUUCACUGGAAGCGAUAUCUUCAACAAAAACAUGAGAACCCAUGCUUUGGAGAAGGGCUUCACUCUGAAUGAGUACACCUUAAGACCACUUGGGGUCACUGGUGUGGCUGGGGAGCCUCUGCUGGUGGACAGUGAGAGAGACAUCUUUGACUACAUCCAGUAUAAAUACAAAGAACCGAAGGACCGCAGCGAGUGACGCCACAGACAGCUUUCAGUUACAUGCAUAUUUAUACCAUCAGCUUUGAUGCAAAAAAUUUGAAGUAUGUCUACAAAUGUGUCUGUCUCCAUUACUUUAACUUUAUUGUGCUGUUUUGUUUGUGGAAAAAAAUGUGUGAAAGUCAUCUUAAUUUGUAUUAGUUGAUGGUUUUCUUCUCCCUGCUUUUAAAACAUUUGCCCUCAAUGAUGAUUUCAGUGUAUUGAUGAAGCUACAACAAAAUUUUAAUUGUUUUUUAGACUGGGGUCAAUUCUCUGAACAUAGGCCUUUGCAAAUGCUAUUAGGUGAGCAGUUUUUAAAAGAUUUUAAAUUCAUGUUCAGCAUUUUAUGUUUGCCAGACUUGUAUAUUUGCUUCAUUUAUAUACCAAAAGAUGCAAAGCAGUCUGUGACCUACUUUCUGUCAGUUACUGCCAAGGGUUGUACUGUUGCUUUGUAUAUUUAUUGUGACAGUUGUGCCUGUAGACACAGAACACAGUGCUGCAUUAAAGGGGUCAUAUUACACAUAUUUUCAACAAGAUGGGUCAUGGGGUGUCUCAAACAAGGGUAGUACUUCCACUAACCGGUGACCUUGUAUACCAAGUUUCACCUUGAUAUACGAUGUCUUUGUAAAGAUAUCAUGUACACAUCGGCCACACAGACAUGUACAGGUGGAAUCAAGCAGUUUCUAAACUUGCUCUGCUUUCAGGUAUCUAGGUAUUUAAAAAAUGCCAAAUUAA